Molecule: messenger RNA, 945 nt
Organism: Helianthus annuus (common sunflower)
Lineage: Eukaryota; Viridiplantae; Streptophyta; Magnoliopsida; Asterales; Asteraceae
Exons: 2
Coding region: 1-945 (314 amino acids)
Molecular function (GO): zinc ion binding; nucleic acid binding
Source: RefSeq, a predicted model, not a curated record
AUGACUUGGGACGAGUUUAAGGUACCAUUCCUUAAACACCACAGUCCCAAAGCGGUUAUUAACAGAAUCAAAGAAGAAUUCAUCCAGCUGAGACAAAAGGGUGAAACAAUCGAUAAGAUCACGGGCAUCUUCAUGGAUAAGCUCAGAUUUUGUGACGAGUUAGUCACCACUGAAGAACAAAAGAUAUAUUACUAUUACAACAUGCUGAGUGCUGAAUACCGGGAAUUUAUGACUCCGUCAAAAUACGAGACCCUCACGAAGAUUAUCAACACCGCCCGGGAACGUGAAAUCGAGUUAAAGAAACAAGUGGAAAGAGGUGAGCGAAGGGCACAUGAUGUAAAUCCAAGCCCUACAAAGAAUGCCCGGACGGGAGAAUCGGGAAAGAAGGUGGAUGCUAAAGGUGGGUCGCCAAAUUGUAAAGUCUGCGGGAAGGGACAAAAGGGGGAAUGUCGAUUCAAAGACAAGCCAUGCCCCAUAUGUAAUAAGACGGGGCACACGACCUCGCUAUGCCCGGGAAAAGUAUCAGUUUGCUACAAUUGCUAUCAACCCGGCCAUAAAAAGUCCGAAUGCCCGGACUUAGUUGGAAAGAGAGACGCGAAGGAGUCUCCAGCAGAAGCCCCCAAAGCAAAGGCUAGGUCCUUCCAACUUACCACAGCUGAAGCAAAAACAGAACCCGAUGUGGUUUCAGAAGUUGAAAUAGGGGAUAACAAAAGCUUUAUAGUUUGUGAUGUUUGUCGAGGCUGCAAAUUAAACAUCGACGAUGAGGAAUACUUGAUAGAUCUAAUUCCGAUGUCAAUGGGAGAAUUUCAAGUAGUCGUUGGGAUGGAUUGGCUAGCCCAACACCAUGCAAAAGUCGUGUGUUUUCGUAAAGAGAUAAAACUAAUAUCUCCGAGCGAGAAACACGUCACCAUUUAUGGCGAAAAAGGAGGUAACCCUAUAGUGUGA